Molecule: messenger RNA, 408 nt
Organism: Drosophila sulfurigaster albostrigata
Lineage: Eukaryota; Metazoa; Arthropoda; Insecta; Diptera; Drosophilidae
Product: larval cuticle protein 65Ag1-like
Exons: 2
Coding region: 53-367 (104 amino acids)
Cellular component (GO): chitin-based extracellular matrix
Molecular function (GO): structural constituent of chitin-based larval cuticle
Source: RefSeq, a predicted model, not a curated record
AAAAUGUAUAGUUACCUUUGAAGUCUCAAACGCGCUACACGUUAUCAAAAAUAUGAAGUUCCUCAUUGUCUUCGUUGCUCUUUUCGCCGUGGCUUUGGCUGCCCCAACUGGACAGGAAGCUCAAAUCGUUCGCUCGGAAUCCGAGGUUGGACCCGAAAGCUUCAAAUAUGCUUCGGAAACAAGUGAUGGAACCGACAUCCAAUCUCAAGGUGAACUUAAGCAAAUUGAACAGGAGCUGGCUCUUGUCAUUAAGGGAAGCUAUAAAUGGGUUGACACUGACGGUCAAACUCAUCUGAUCAACUAUAUUGCCGAUGAAAAUGGAUACCAGCCACAGGGCGCAGAUAUUCCCGUUGCCCCCGUUGUUUAAAUAUAAACUUUAAAUUAAGAAUAAAUGGAUUGUUGAACAAA